This is a messenger RNA of Elgaria multicarinata webbii, 2006 nucleotides long. It is a transcript of the gene TPM1, whose product is annotated as tropomyosin 1. Gene Ontology annotation, biological process: actin filament organization; muscle contraction. Lineage: Eukaryota; Metazoa; Chordata; Lepidosauria; Squamata; Anguidae. The record is from RefSeq and is a predicted model, not a curated record. Gene Ontology annotation, cellular component: actin filament. Bases 238 to 1326 code for a protein of 362 amino acids. The transcript has 10 exons. Gene Ontology annotation, molecular function: actin filament binding.
GGGCAGUACAUAUCUGCCCGCAGCCGCUUAGGAGGCGCUCGCACUUCGCCCAGGCGGUCAGUCCCAGCACAGGUCAGCCUCCUCCAGGAAGGGAAGUCCCCGGCCCGCCCGCCCGCCCCCGACAGCCACGAGCCCGGUUGCCGCCGCCUGACGCCCUCCGUCCGCCCCGUCUCCUCGCCUUCUCCCCGUCGGGUCUGCCGCGCGCAGCGCCGCUGAGCUCCCCAACCCGCCGCCGCCAUGGACGCCAUCAAGAAGAAGAUGCAGAUGCUCAAGCUGGACAAGGAGAACGCCUUGGACCGCGCCGAGCAAGCCGAAGCCGACAAGAAGGCCGCCGAGGACCGGAGCAAGCAGCUGGAGGAUGAGCUGGUAUCACUGCAAAAGAAGCUGAAGGGCACAGAAGAUGAACUGGACAAAUAUUCCGAGUCGCUGAAAGAUGCCCAGGAAAAACUGGAACUGGCAGAGAAAAAAGCCACAGAUGCUGAGAGCGAUGUGGCUUCUCUGAACAGGCGUAUCCAGCUGGUAGAGGAAGAGUUGGAUCGUGCCCAGGAGCGUUUGGCAACUGCCCUGCAGAAACUGGAGGAGGCUGAGAAGGCAGCAGAUGAGAGCGAAAGAGGCAUGAAGGUCAUUGAAAGCAGGGCCCUGAAGGAUGAAGAGAAGAUGGAAAUUCAGGAGAUCCAACUUAAAGAGGCGAAGCACAUUGCUGAGGACGCCGACCGCAAGUAUGAAGAGGUGGCUCGUAAGCUGGUGAUCAUUGAGAGCGACUUGGAGCGUGCGGAAGAGCGUGCGGAACUUUCAGAAAGCAAAUGUGCUGAACUUGAAGAGGAGUUGAAAACUGUGACCAACAACCUGAGGUCGCUGGAAGCUCAGGCGGAGAAGUACUCGCAGAAGGAAGACAAGUAUGAGGAGGAGAUCAAGGUCCUUACUGACAAACUGAAAGAGGCUGAGACCCGAGCUGAAUUUGCAGAGCGGUCAGUAACCAAGCUGGAGAAGAGCAUUGAUGACUUAGAAGAUGAGUUGUAUGCUCAGAAACUCAAGUACAAAGCCAUCAGCGAGGAGCUGGACCACGCUCUCAACGACAUGACUUCCAUAGAAAGUGGCACAUGCCAAAGAAGAAAACCUCAAUAUGCAUCAGAUGCUGGAUCAAACUUUACUGGAGCUAAACAACAUGUGAAAACCCUCUUAGCUGUGACCACGCCACUACCUGUUUUGUUUCGAUUUUUUAAAAAACACCUGCUUGCCAUGAAACCGUCCCCCCACCUUGAAACGCAUCUUCAUUUUAUUAUUUUCUUUCCAUGUUGCCACAAUCACAGUACCAUCUUGCUUUAAAAAAAAAAUGAACACCCAGGCAUGAAAUCAGGAAUAACCCAGGCAUGGGAAAGCUCUAUAUAGGUUUAAAGCCGUGUGUCCAUGGUUCAACAGUGCCAUAUUCCUGACCGAAUGUUGCCUACGUUUUGUAUAGAGUUAAGUAACGCUGUGUGUGCAGCCUUUGUUGGGGACGGAGAAACUCUUCCAUCUGUGCAGCCAACUUUGAUAUAAAACAAAGAUUAAGGUUACAAAGCCAGGAAAGGAUUUGGAGACAGAGGGGUGGGUUGGGGGGGGGUGUUGAUUGGCAUCCCUUGAAACAAAAGGUACUUGUGUGGUCUUCAGACUGGUAUUUGUAUAACUCGGCGGUUUGUCCAGCUUAGUAAUUUGAUUUCCUUGGAGGUGCCUCAAGCUGCAAAGGUUUGGCUUUCCCAUGGCUCAAGAACAAAACAGACCUGUAGGCCCCGUUCUAAAUUAUUUAACGCCUGAGUUCAGAGACAUGUGCAAUUUAUGACUCGCUGCAAACCGUAAGGCAGGCAUUUCGGCCUGCAAAGUCAUUCCAUGGCAGCGUUUUUUUAAGAUCCGCUGCACUGGGGAAACAAACCAAACAUUUUACAUUGAUGAAUUCCAGUUGCAUCUUGCUCUUUUGUCUUAAAAGCUGAAGGGAAUCAAAUAAAUUUGGUAUUUGCCACAUGUUUGUUUGA